This is a messenger RNA of Ostrinia furnacalis (Asian corn borer), 1881 nucleotides long. Its product is annotated as cytosolic endo-beta-N-acetylglucosaminidase. Lineage: Eukaryota; Metazoa; Arthropoda; Insecta; Lepidoptera; Crambidae. Gene Ontology annotation, cellular component: cytoplasm. Gene Ontology annotation, biological process: protein deglycosylation. The transcript has 4 exons. The coding region runs from base 1117 to 1881 and encodes 254 amino acids. The record is from RefSeq and is a predicted model, not a curated record. Gene Ontology annotation, molecular function: mannosyl-glycoprotein endo-beta-N-acetylglucosaminidase activity.
ACAUAAUAACUGUUUUGUUGUAAUGCAAAACAGUUCUAUUAUUACACACGAAUUUUAGAAAAUAAAAACAAAACUGCUAACACGACGGUUCAUAUUCCCGCCAAGAAGUUCCACUGUCAAGUCAUUGGCAUUUUAGUUUUGAUUCCAUCUCCAUCUACGUUCUCCAUUUUUCAUCAUCACAGCACAGGGUAAUAGGACACACUACUUUGUUUGCAAGACCUACUACCCUACAUCCUAAUAGGGCAGUAGGACAAGCAUGGACAAGCGUUGAUCCACAGAGCACAUAAUAGGGUUGAUCACUGUUGGUUGAUCAUCAUCAUCAAGCGUCGAGCAAAUAAACCACAAAAUAAACAAACAAUUUUUGGUCAAGUACUAAAUCGUGUACUAAUUUAUUAUAAUACAUUCUGGGAAUCACCAUCAUCACGAUAAAAGUUGCAUGAAAUUAUCAGACCUCAGAGAGGAAAUAAUGACAAACAAUAGAACUGCUCUUAUCAACAAAUUGACCGAGCAAACUUAUCUAUUGUAAAGUAGGACAAAGAAGUCCCACAGUGAGUAGCUGUUUAAUUCUAUUGAUUAUUCUUAUUAUUUUGAGCAUGGGGCGGUUGAAAAUUAUGUUAAAUUAUCACCAUUGUUCUGAAACUUGUAUUGUUCUAAUAAUAAUUAUUUACUGAAACUGAAACUCGUAUUAUUCCAAUAAUAUUUUAGCUGCUGAACGGAUGUAAGAUGCAGCCCUUGACAUGUGCCCUACUUAAAAUUAUUGCAACACAAUUUAAUUGAUUAAAAGCGCAGUGCUGCACAAUAACUUGUUCAGUUUGUGUUUGAUCAUGUUUGAUGUUCUUCGGCUUCCCUCACGCUCCAGUUUGUGCUCCAGUGCUCAGUGUGUCCCAAGCACGUCCCAAGUUUGAAUUACGCGCUGUGUCGUAUUUCUUUGACAGAAGUCAAAAUCCUGCCUGACAGAGACAGAUGUUGGACAGCUGAUUGCGGGAAGUAAACAAACGAUUUCUUAGAUUAAAAUAUGAAUAAUUGUGUUAAUUGACUGUUUAAUAAAUUUAUUUGUAAAUGUGCAUGCGUUAUUAGUGCAUCGAACUUAGCUACUGAAUAUUUUACAUUGGAACAAUGAGUUAUAUUUGGAAAGAAGAUGAACUAACCUGCAAACCAUUAGAUACGUACAGUGAAAUUUCGAUGUUCUUGGAAAACCCUCCUCCUUGGCGAACUUUGUGUAAAGAGAUACAACCGCACAGCAAGCGGUUGAUAAGGAAUGUGGAUAUCAAGAGUGAUGUACGGAAGGACGUGAGUAGAGUAUUCCAGGAUGGACCGGAAACAUUCUGUCAUUUUGAUCCGGACGCGGAAGAAGUCGAAAGGCACGACGAGUCAAGUUUGCCAAAAACACUUGUUUGCCACGACAUGGCAAACGGAUAUCAUGAUGAUAGCAUCAUCGAUGGCACGGGUCGUUAUGAUGCGUAUACAUUUUACAACUGGGCCGGCAUAGAUAUAUUUUGUUACUUCAGUCAUCACUUGGUCACAAUUCCUCCCUUGGGAUGGAUCAAUGUGGGUCACGCGCACGGCGUCAAAGUGAUUGGCACACUUAUUACUGAAUGGUCUGAUGGUAUAGAAUUCUGGGAUCAAGUACUUGCUUCUGAAUCAGAGUAUAAAAACUUCGCAAGUACAUUAGUAGCUAUUGCUAAAACACUUAAAUUUGAUGGUUGGCUGCUAAAUGUUGAAAACAAGAUAGCGAAGCCCGACAUUCUGCUGGAGUUUGUGAAGCACCUGCAUACAAUUUUACAUCAAGAAUUAACAGACCCAGUGCUGAUUUGGUAUGAUAGCGUUACUAUCGAAGGUCACCUCAACUGGCAAAAUGCCCUCAAUCACAAAAACAGGUAA